AUGAACACCCACGGCGAUGUUGUGAGACCGAUUGCAUGGUUUUCAGACACAUUUCUCGAUUUGCUCUCGGUAAAAUGUGCGAUUAUUUUGCCUCACGACUCUGAAGUAAUUCAGCAGUCGCAAAGGUAA
Messenger RNA from Echinococcus granulosus, 129 nucleotides. RefSeq lists its product as hypothetical. Lineage: Eukaryota; Metazoa; Platyhelminthes; Cestoda; Cyclophyllidea; Taeniidae. The record is from RefSeq and is a predicted model, not a curated record. The transcript has 2 exons. Bases 1 to 129 code for a protein of 42 amino acids.